Linum tenue is the source of this 327-nucleotide messenger RNA. The record is from the annotation of a GenBank genome assembly. NCBI's taxonomy places the organism in Eukaryota, Viridiplantae, Streptophyta, Magnoliopsida, Malpighiales, Linaceae.
AUGGCGUCAAUGACCAUGGCAGCAUCUUUCCUAGCUGGAUCCACCAUGAUCGCCAAGCCCAUCACAGCUCCACGCAGAGGCCUGAUCAUGGCGGCCAAGGCAUCAUCAUCAUCAUCCAAUGAUGUGGAGAUCAAGAACAACAAGAAGGAAGAGAGCAACAACGGAAGGAGGGAUCUGAUGUUCGGAGCUGCUGCAGCAGCAGCUUACUCCAUUGCCAGAGCUGCCAUGGCCGAUGAAGAUGAGCCCAAGAGAGGUACCCCACAGGCCAAGAAGAAGUAUGCCCCUGUUUGUGUCACCAAUCCUACUGCUCGCAUCUGUCGCUACUGA